AUGUUAAAAGGGAAUGCCGAGAACUACGAAUGUAUAUACAGUGGCAGUGGCACAACACCAUUAUUAGGUGAUGUUGUUGCAUUCGUGGGACUUGCAGUGGCCAUGGUAGUGGAACACAUGUACGUGUUGAUUGCAAUAAGUAGAGCACCUCCUUCAGUUUUGGUUACCUGGGACCCCAAUUCUGCUCCUGCCAAGUCCAUAACUUGGCAAGCAGGUUUUUUCUAUGUUGCAAAUUGGCUGCGCUUUGCUGUUGGGGAAAUCUUACUGUUAAUCGGAUUGAGUGUGGAAUCAGGGCACCUGAGGAAUUGCUCUAGGCCAAGACCGAGUUGCCUCACCAUCAAACAAGGCCUGUUCUCUGCCGCUGGAGUCUUUUCAUUACUAAAAGUGUUUCUUGCUUCUGGGUUAUACUUGACAGCAUUGCGUGCACAGAGACUAUCCCAAGAGCAUGAAAACCUGCAGCGACAAAUACCUGAAGCCUCCGCCUUAUAUGCUUCUCGCCACCUUCUCCUUCGCAUCAAAUUUCUGCAAGGGAGAAUCCUAUUGCUAGAGAGAGUCAUCAGAUUUUACAGACGCCAUUCGUAG
Hevea brasiliensis (rubber tree) is the source of this 582-nucleotide messenger RNA. RefSeq lists its product as uncharacterized. The transcript has 2 exons. Bases 1 to 582 code for a protein of 193 amino acids. The record is from RefSeq and is a predicted model, not a curated record. NCBI's taxonomy places the organism in Eukaryota, Viridiplantae, Streptophyta, Magnoliopsida, Malpighiales, Euphorbiaceae.